Molecule: messenger RNA, 6006 nt
Organism: Salmo salar (Atlantic salmon)
Lineage: Eukaryota; Metazoa; Chordata; Actinopteri; Salmoniformes; Salmonidae
Source: RefSeq, a predicted model, not a curated record
UCUCUCUCUCUCUCUCUCUCUCUCUCUCUCUACACACACACACACACACACACACACACACACACACACACACACACACACACUGCUGCCAGCCCUCCACUUACAGCUCCAGCCUUUCAAAGCUGUUUUUCUUCUGGAGAUGAGCACACGGUUUAAAACCACACAGCUGCCACUGAAGAGACUGAGGGAAGGAGAGAAGAGUGAGUAGGGGAAAUAGGAAGCGAAAAGGAGAAGCAGAGCAAGAAAGCCUGUGUUUUCAAAUACUCCAGGUUUUUUGAGUUUACUCCUCGGGACCAUUCAAAGAAGAGAAGAGAGUCUGAGUUCACAUGAUAUUAUCAGAGUGAAUGGGUUGCCAUGGUAACUGACACUGGCAGCCUGACACGAGAAAACUCGAUGUUGAAUGGAGGAAGAUCCUCGGUGGUGGCAAGCAAGCGAAAGUAACAGGGAUUUGAGGGAGGCGAGAGGGAACAAGAGAGGAGUGAGUGGAGGAGCGCGGUGGAAGUCCAGAAUGGAGGACGGGUUUUCCAGCUACAGCAGCCUCUAUGACACAUCUUCGCUGCUGCAGUUUUGUAACGAUGACAGUGCGUCGGCAGCCAGCAGCAUGGAGGUCAUGGACCGCAUUGCCUCCCUGGAGCAGCGUGUCCAGAUGCAGGAGGACGAGAUCCAGCUGCUCAAGUCAGCGCUGGCCGACGUGGUGCGCCGCCUCAACAUCUCUGAGGAGCAAAACGCCAUGACUAACAGGAGGGGACCCACUAAAGCCAGACCCAUGAUGGCUGCCCUGCCUCUAAGGCACACUGUCAGCAACGACACUGUCCUGCCCAAGAAAAGCUGUGGCAUGGUGACACCGUCCCUCACCGGCUCCAGGAAGGAUGCUGCUGCACCAGCAACCAAAAGUCUCUCCAGUCUGUCUGGCAUACCCACCAGACUUAUCUACAUCACUUCUCCUUACAGCACUGUGAGGAGAACCAACUCCAACGAAACGAUGGGUACACUGACGCGUAAAGACAGCAGCGACUCCAAGAGCAACCGCACCCGCACCGGCUCUACCGGGAGCAACUCCAGCAGCAAGAGAGCCAGCGAAAGCAAACUUAAGGAGCCCGUUUUCAAUGCAGGGAUGCGACGAGUGACACACUGCAAAGAGGAAGGGUAUGUGAAAAUGUAUUUGAAGGGACGACCCAUCACCAUGUACAUGCCCAAAGACCUUGUGGAGACCUACUGCCUGGAAGCCAAAUCGGACCUGCCAAACAAAAAGCUCAAACUGGACUGGGUUUAUGGGUACAGGGGACGUGACUGUCGCUCUAACCUGUACCUGCUACCCACGGGAGAGACGGUCUACUUCAUUGCAUCUGUUGUGGUGCUGUACAACGUGGAAGAGCAGCUCCAGAGACACUACACCGGGCACACUGAUGACAUCAAGUGUCUGGCUGUCCAUCCUGAUAAAAUCACCAUAGCAACAGGACAGGUGCCAGGCACCUCUUCUGAAGGCAAACAGUUGGCUCCUCAUGUGCGGGUUUGGGACUCUGUGAGCCUCAACACCCUCCACAUUCUGGGGACAGGUUUUUUUGACCGCGCCCUGGUUUGUCUUGCCUUCUCCAAGUCGAACGGAGGCAACACGCUGUGUGUAGUAGAUGACUCCAACGACCAUGUGCUCUCUGUGUGGGACUGGCAGAGAGAGGAAAGACUGGCUGAUGUCAAGUGUUCCAACGAGGCAGUGUUCGCUGCCGACUUCCACCCCACUGACACCAACAUUAUAGUCACGUGUGGGAAGUCACACCUCUACUUCUGGACACUGGAGAGGGGUACCCUUACCAAGAAGCAAGGCUUGUUUGAGAAACAAGAGAAGCCCAAGUUUGUCUUGUGUGUGACUUUUUCAGAAAAUGGAGACACCAUAACUGGAGACUCAAGUGGAAAUAUACUGGUGUGGGGAAAAGGCACUAAUCGAAUUAGCCACGCCAUUCAGGGUGCACACGAGGGGAGCAUCUUUGCACUGUGUAUGUUGAGGAACAGCACACUGGUGUCAGGGGGAAAAGAUCGGAAACUCCUCUCUUGGGAUGGGAGCUACCAGCAGAUCCAAUCGGUUGAGGUUCCUGAGUUAUUUGGCCCCGUCCGCACUGUUGCCGAGGGCAAAAGGGAGAGUGUGCUUAUUGGGACCACCAGGAACUAUGUUCUACAAGGCAGUUUAUAUGGCGAAUUUACCCCCAUCACACAAGGUCACACCGAUGAGCUGUGGGGGUUGGCCGUGCACCCUUGGAAACCCCACUUCCUCACCUGUGGCCACGACAAGCAUGUCAGCCUGUGGGAUGCCUCCUCGCACCAGCCUGUCUGGACCAAGACUAUGGAGGACGCAGCUCAGUCUGCUGGAUUCCAUCCCUCUGGAGCAGUGGUUGCUAUAGGAACGCAGACUGGCAGGUGGCUGGUGCUGGAUACUGACUCUAAGGAUCUAGUCACAGUGCACACAGAUGGGAAUGAACAGCUGUCUGUUAUACGCUUUGCACCGGAUGGCGAUUUCCUGGCGAUCGGCUCUCACGACAACUACAUCUAUAUCUACGCAGUGGGGGAGAGCGGCAGGAAGUACAGUCGAGUGGGAAAGUGCUCGGGCCACUCCAGCUUCAUCACCCAUCUGGACUGGUCAGUGGACUCUCAGUACCUGGUGUCCAACUCAGGAGACUAUGAGAUACUCUAUUGGAUCCCAUCAGUGUGUAAACAGGUGGUGAGUGUGGAGACCACACGGGACAUCCCCUGGGCCACAUCUAACUGCACUCUGGGCUUCCAAGUCUUUGGGUUAUGGCCUGACGGCUCCGACGGGACUGACAUCAACGCCGUCUCCAGAUCCAAUGAGAAAAGGCUGCUCGUCACAGGAGACGACUUCGGAAAAGUCCACCUUUUCUCUUUCCCCUGCUCUCAAUUCCGGGCUCCCAGUCAUGUUUAUGGUGGACACAGCAGUCAUGUGACCAACGUGAAAUUCCUGUUUGACGAUAGUUGCCUGGUUUCCACUGGGGGCAAGGACAUGAGCGUCAUGCAGUGGCGGGUAGUGUGAGGCGACCAUUUUGGGGCAACAGACAGACAGUUUCUUUAUGGAUCAGGGUAGGGGAAGGGUUGUACUCCUAGAGGCUUCCCUGUACAAUGAGCUUACAAUGAAGUUGCCCCCAGAAGCUGAUCUUGGAUCAGUUUUGUAUUUACCCCAUUAAUGGGUUAGGAUUUGGGGAGGGCUGAUUCUAGAUCUGUUCCUAGGGUUGACUUCACUACAGAGUUUAGCUUUUUGGUGGGUGGGAUGGGUCGUGGGUGGGUUGGGGACGAAGAGCAUCACAACAAAAGGAUGAUACAACAGGGAGUACCUAUUGUUUAGUUUUUUAUCGUUCCGUCUGUCCUUUUUGUAUAUUUCACACCUCAGGAAACCAAUAGAAAAUUAGGAGUUGAAUUUAUUCCCUUUGCCAUAUCAAUGGUAGCCUCUCUGGCCUGGUAGAGAUGGCACUCCACAUUGGAAAGUGGGUGGUUAAGAGUGUUGAGCCAGUGAGCAAAAGGUUGCUGGUUUGAAUCCCCAAGCUGAUUAGGUGAAAAAUCUGUUGAGCAAGGCACUUCAGCCAAAUUGCUUUGGGUAAGAGUGGCUGCGUAAUGGAAGUUUUAAUUUUUACUAUAUGCAUUUGAUCUACACUGAAUGCACAUACAACUGAUGCUGACAGAGAGUAAAUGACCAAUAUUCCAAUGAUUACACUCUUUCAUAUGAUGUGUAUUUUAUAAUGAAUACAUCAGGUUUACCCCAGGCAGUUUGUUACUAGGCCAAGUGUGCGGUUGAAUAGAUGUGAAUUCUGUGAGGCUACAUGGGAAUAUGAAGAUAUUAACUCUCUGCUGUCACUGUCUGGUUUCCUGAGGUAUUGAAUGGUGUCAUAAUGACUACUUCACUAAUGCUCUGCAAACUAUAAUACAUGAUAAAGUUUCACACUGGCAUUUCAAAGAGAGCCUUUUAAAAACUAAUUAAUAAUUAUUUAAAUGAAUAAUCAAUGAUUAUUUACACCUGUUGAAAAGCAUCAUUUUGGGACCCAAAUGACUGAAGUUGAACUACAUUUCAAACAUAUUUGGAUUACACUGUUAUAUAUCUGCUGCCGAUGUCACGUCCUUCCUGAGCCUCCCUUAUCUUCCUGUAUAGUCCUCAAACUAGUUCUGUAAAUAAGAGGUUUGUACUAAUCAGACCAUUGCACUGUAAUUGUUUUCUCUCCAAUACCCUUUUCACACUAUAGUGCCGAACCAAUCCGUACCGCGCUGACUCAAUAUUUUCUUUUCACAUUGUCCUUUUCAGCACGGCUCCAGUAACUACGAUGGAAUCGUAACCAGACUAGCUCAGUACAGCUUGUUUGGCUCGGUUUGGCUCAGUAGUGUGAAAAGCCCUAAUGUGUGCUCCCCUAUUGUGCACUGUUUACCAAAGGCAAGUAAUCACUACUCCAAGGCUUAAGGCCCACUCUUGAUAUUUACAGCUGUUUUUGAUCUCUCCAAGGCUUAAAAGAACCUGUGAUUUAGCUACCAUACUGACCUUGUCACCUUGACUCAUGCCUCUUGUUUACUAGGCAUAUCCAUGAACAAAACAUGUAAUUCAUAUUGAAAGCUUUCCCAAAGCCAGGAAAAAGUAAUCUCACCAAGAGUUAUCUGUACCCACACUGCUAAUGUCUGAAAUGGACUGGUCAUUCAUCUGGCGUUUGCUUUAUAGUGAUGAAAAGUAUCCAGAGCAUGCAUAACAUUGGUUAUACCUGGGCUGCAUUCAAAAGGGCACAACAUUGUGUAACGUUCAUAUAGAAAUAUACUACGAAGAACAAACAUGCUUUUCUGACAUGUAGGAUGAAGAAUCGCGUCAGCUCUAUUCAUGUAAUUUCUUUAAAAAAAUGUUGGCACUGAGCAAAUUCCAUGUCUGCUAAGCGCAAACUUGAACAUUGUGAACAUUUGGUGCAACUUCCAGCGCAUGUUUACUGUGAACACUGAGGCUGUACCCACUUUAAGUUACAAUUUUAGCAGUGGUCAAGUAGGCUAGUGGCUAUUUGAUCAUAAUAUAGGCUUACCAGAGUGGCCUACCAUCAAAAACAAUGGAGAAAGUGCACCCCAUAACAUUUUAACAAAGAAAUAGCUGUUCUAUCAUUCAGUCUACAGUAGCAGGCAAUGUGUGGUGUUCCAUGCAGGGCUUGACAUUAACCUGUUUAUCCACUUGCCCUUCAGACAAGGAGGUGCCUGAACAUUUUGUGUUGUUUGAUGCAAGAAACCACUUUACAAAAUAAAAUGCAUUGUUAUUCACAUACUAUUAUUACAGAGAAUCAGACAAAUUAUACUACCCUCUGCCUAUUGGCUACUUGGCUUAUUCAAGCCUGUCUCAAAAUACAGCACUGCUCUUUACCUGACUCGCUUUUCAAAGAUGUCUAGAAAUGUACACGUUUUGUGCUAUUGUAGGAAGCAAUCACUCCCCUAUUGCUGACUACAAAUGAUCUAUAACUGUGCUAAUAACUCACUAACUAACAAAGGAUAUGAACAAAAUGUGCACACGUGGCUACAUGCAGCUUUCGCUUUGAUCUCAAAACAAGCGCAUCCACUCAUGACCGCCCACGCUGUAAACACAGUCCAGUUCAAAGUAAAUGGCACAGAUCCAUAUAUGGCAAUGGUAUAUUUGCAUAUAGGUCUACUACAGCUCUGAUUGUUUAUGCCGGACCAGGAUGAGUAGUGCGUGUCAAUGCAAUAGAAUCCUACUCUGAUGCGUUCUGCCUACAACAACAUGUCUUGCAUAAUUGGUUUUGUUUCGGUAUAUUGCAUUGAAAGUGGCUAAUAUUGAAUUAAUUAGAUCACAAUUGCCACAUUGAAGAGAUAGUGUUAACAGGGAAAACUCUAAAACAGUGGUCACCAACCUUUUCUGAGUCAAGAUCACUUUCUGAGUCAAAAUGCAAGUCGAGAUUUACUGCUCAGAUUCUUUUUAACAUGACUUAAAAAACAUAAGCCAAUGCAACAUUAACCAAUUAAAAACAGUACUGUAGCAAG